Messenger RNA from Desarmillaria tabescens, 927 nucleotides. RefSeq lists its product as uncharacterized. The transcript has 10 exons. The record is from RefSeq and is a predicted model, not a curated record. Lineage: Eukaryota; Fungi; Basidiomycota; Agaricomycetes; Agaricales; Physalacriaceae. Bases 1 to 927 code for a protein of 308 amino acids.
AUGUCAAGCUCAACGGCGAGGAACAGUGAUAGUGAUAGUGGAUUAGCGAAAGAAGGUUCUGCAAAAACUUGGCGGGAGCGGCUGCAUGGUUUACUUCUCUGGACGCAGAUUGAGAUGCUCUUGCUGCAACGUAGCGUUAAUAUAAUCUCAACUGUUUUAUCAAAGCGUUUCAAGCCCAUAAGACCUACAGCGUGCGAGCACUGUCAUAACUUCAAUCAUCGGGUUAGUCAAACACGUACAAGACUUCGUCACAGAGAACAAGAUGGUGGAACGGUGCUUUCUACUACGCUUCAACAUCCAGACACAGAUAGGACGGACUUAGUGUUACGCGUUAGACACGUUGACCAGACCUCUGUUCAGUUGACCGUUAUGUUACGAUGGUUGGCCUCAUUCCUCAAACCGUUUGCGUGUCCUUACGAGGUCAGAAUCAAGUCAUUGUUAGUGGUAAGAAGUCUAGAUGCACCUGCAAUCCCCACUGAGGACCACCGAAUUCUGGGUCAAUGCUGUGAAAACAGCGAACGGAUGGGCAGUCGGAGGGGAUUCAUGAAGACAAUUAUGGGCAAGGCGAAGUACGUUACGAACUUUGGCGAGGAGAAUAUCGGGGACCCGCCAGGCAAGGAGAUCAUGGAGAUGACAGGAAGCAGUCACGAUCUUGGCAAGGAGGAUACCACUACGCAGACCCAUGUGGGGUUAAGCAUUGCAGCGUACAUCACCACGUCGACUACCUGCUCUGCUGCGACCCAUAACCGACAAAUCCAGCAUUACCGAGAGCGUAAAGUCUUCCGGACAGCAUUCCAGAAGGCCGGGAGAUCCCAUAGAUGUCAGCCGUUCGAAGUAAAAACUAUCAGUUCAUUGCGUAACGCGCAAUCAUCGCAUCGUAUGCAUGAAACCUCCACUGUCCAGGAGUAUCAGGAUACCUUGUUUUAA